AUGCCUUGGUGCAGAUGUGGUGUCCUACUGGUGCUCUGCGUCUGUCCUCUAGCCUGCCUUGUAACGUCUCCCUGUCCUCCCGGCUGCUGCUGUUCUCGCCCAGGAUUUUUGGUUUUGUGCGAGUCCCUGGGUCUCAGGUCACUCCCUCGCUCUGUCCCUUUCAGCACCUCGGCUCUAUCUGUGGCCAGGAACCAGCUCUGUAAUGUGGACCACCUGCUCCGGCCCUUCUCCAGCCUGCAGGAGCUGAGCCUCAGUCACAAUCUGCUGAGCCGCUUCCCUCGCGGCCUGCCUCCCAGCCUGGAGUCCCUGCUGCUGCAGGAAAACCGCAUCACUUAUAUCACCUCAGGCGCCCUGCGGCAACUGGGGAACCUCACUCGCCUGGAUCUGGAGGACAACCGCAUCCGUGCCAUCCAACCGGGGGCACUACAGGGUCUUAACAAGCUCCAGGUCCUGACACUUAAGGGGAACAAGCUCACAAGCCUCCCUCUGAAUCUUCCACCGUCGCUGACCCAUUUAGACCUCUCAGCAAACUGCAUCUCUGUCCUGGAUCUGCCCUCGCUGUCCGCCCUGGUCAACCUGCAGGUCCUGAAGAUCAACAGCAACUGCCUGCGUUCAGUCCCAGAGAGUGCCUUCGAUGGCCUGCCACGUCUCAGAUCUGUGGACCUCAACAACAACCUCUGGGUGUGCGAGUGUGACAUUUUGUAUCUUUACCGCUGGCUGCUGAGUGGUAGGCUGAGGAUGGCCACAGACCUGGUGUGCACAGAGCCCGUCCAUCUCGCUCACCGUCUGCUUCUGGACCUCUCUGUUGUGGCUAUCUGUCCUUGGGUCCUGAAGCCAAAUGAGGGGAUGCACCAACUGGACCUCAACUCUGCACUGGAGAGAAAGCUGGAGACGCCCAAAGUGAAGCCAACGGGACCAAGCUCAUUUGAGAACAAGAGCUAUUUGGGGAACUUGUUAGAGCAAAUAUCACAAAAAAACACUGUAGGACUCAUUUCCAAAGAUGCUCCCAAGACUCGUGUAUUACUUGAACACUACUCUUUAGAGACCCUUACCUAUGAGGAGUGUUUGUUGCUAAAUAAAACCCACUCAGUCAGCCCACCCCAUUUACAAACCACUACUUCUGUCCCUGAUGAGGGACACAAAUGCAGAAACAACAUCACAGGUCGGUACACUCAGAUCAACGCAACCUCUGCGGAAGGGACACGAUCUUUGCUUUCCACAAACAGAGAUGCACCCCGGCCAACUCCCGACCCCCAACCGAUCACACAACAAGACUCUGCAGUGGUAAUCUCUCUGCUCGCAGUGUUAUGUGUAUUGGUAGUUGUCCUAAUUCUGGCAGUGCUACUUGUACUGAAAAAGGUGCUUCUGCGCCAACAGAGGGUGGCUCCGCUAAACGUAGGAUCUGGUGGAUGA
Molecule: messenger RNA, 1413 nt
Organism: Micropterus dolomieu (smallmouth bass)
Lineage: Eukaryota; Metazoa; Chordata; Actinopteri; Centrarchiformes; Centrarchidae
Product: leucine-rich repeat transmembrane protein FLRT3
Exons: 1
Coding region: 1-1413 (470 amino acids)
Biological process (GO): neuron projection regeneration
Molecular function (GO): protein binding
Source: RefSeq, a predicted model, not a curated record